AGAUGACUAGCGCCUGGUAUGACCGAGGCAAAUGCCCUUACUGCGUUACGGAUGUAGCGAAAUGACCCUUUUCUGCGCUGUGCACCCUUCAUUGUUCUCGACAUCAUUACUGUCACUUUUGCAGAAUCUCACAUUUUGCAUCUGUCCAAAAUGUCUGGCGAAGCCCUCACCCGCGAUGCUGUUGCAAAGCAUAACACACCCGAAGACUUGUGGUGUAUCGUCGACCACAAAGUCUACGACCUGACCGACUUCGCCGAUGCCCACCCUGGUGGCUCCGUCGUUCUCGAACAAGUAGCUGGCACUGACGCCACUACCACCUUCUACAACCUCCAUCGACAGGAAGUGCUCCAGAAGUAUUCCGACCUGUGCAUCGGCACUAUCGAAGGCGAAAAGUCCGAGGUCAUCGUGCCUCAGCCUGGCGACCUCAGCCCCGUACCCUACGCCGAGCCGCUAUGGCUGCGCCCGCAAUUCAAGAGCCCAUACUUCAAGGAGAGCCACAGGAAGCUCCGGAAGGAGAUGCGCAUCUUCAUCGAGAAAGAGGUCCGUCCUGUGGCGCAGGAGUGUGAGAAGAGCGGCGAGUACAUUCCUCAGGAGCUGAUUGACAAGAUGGCGGCGAACCACAUGCUGGCUAUGCGUCUGGGUCCUGGAAAGCACCUGCACGGCAAGAAUCUGCUUGGCGUGGUCAAGGGCGAGGAGUUCGACUACCUUCACGAUCUUGUUCAGGCACAAGAAAGUGUGCGCGUGAACGCGAGAGGUUUCACCGAUGGCAACAUGGCUGGCAUGACCAUCUCCUUGACUGCCGUCUUGCAAUGGAUGCCGGAAGGUGAGCUCAAGACACGAGUGGUCAAUGAAGUUCUGAGCGGAAAGAAGAAGAUGUGCCUUGCCGUCACGGAAGCUUUUGCUGGCUCAGACGUUGCUGGUCUGAGAACAACCGCGACGCUGACACCGGAUGGCAAGCACUACAUUGUCAGGGGUACGAAGAAGUGGAUUACAAACGGCAUGUUCUGUGACUACUUCGUCACUGCCUGCAAGACUGAAAAAGGUUUCUCGGUGCUGCUGGUCGAGAGAGAUGAGAAUCUUUCGACCAAACUGAUCAAGACAGCCUACUCGACGACCGCCGGUACUUCCUUCGUUGAAUACAAUGACUGCAAGGUCCCUGUAGAGCACCUUCUCGGCAAGCAUCACCAGGGAUUUGCUGUCAUCAUGGCCAACUUCAACCACGAACGCUUCAUGUUGGCUUGCGCAGUCAUUCGGCACUCGCGUACAAUUGUCGAGGAGUGCUUGAAGUGGUGCAACCAGCGGGUAGUCUUCGGCAAGAAGCUCGUCGAGCAGCCCGCUAUGCGACAGAAACUCGCAGAGAUGAUCUCCCUGGUCGAAGCAAACCAGGCCUGGCUCGAGUCCAUCGCCUACCAGAUGUCGCACAUGUCCUACGACCAGCAAUCGAAGCUGCUUGGUGGGCCUAUCGGGUUACUAAAGUCGUAUUCUACACGCUCUGCACACGAGAUUGCCGACCGGGCAACCAACAUCUUCGGUGGACGAGGCCUGACACAGUCCGGUAUGGGCAAGUACAUAGAAGAGUUCCAUCGCACAUACAAGUUCGACGCCAUCCUAGGUGGAACAGAAGAGGUUCUCGCCGAUCUGGGCGUGAGACAGGCGUAUAAGAACUUCCCCAAGAGCAUGUUGUAGGCGAAGGCAGACAUGGUGUAGGAUAGAGGUGUUGCAUGUUAGCAAGCACAUACGAAUAGACCUGUCAUUUAUUAAAGUGCC
Didymella exigua CBS 183.55 is the source of this 1767-nucleotide messenger RNA. Its product is annotated as acyl-CoA dehydrogenase family protein. The transcript is spliced from 2 exons. The record is from RefSeq and is a predicted model, not a curated record. Bases 151 to 1686 code for a protein of 511 amino acids. Gene Ontology annotation, molecular function: acyl-CoA dehydrogenase activity; flavin adenine dinucleotide binding. NCBI's taxonomy places the organism in Eukaryota, Fungi, Ascomycota, Dothideomycetes, Pleosporales, Didymellaceae.